AUGCACGUAAGCACAGGUGGAAACGAUAUAACAGUGACUAUAAAUGAUUACAUUAACAAAGAAUCAACGUCUUAUCAGAUUACAGAUAUAAAUAACAAUAUAAAAAUAAAUGAUAUUAUUAAUAAAAUUAAAAAAUUAAAAAAUUAUAAUUAUAGUAAUUCGUCCUUAGUGUUAUAUUUUGCAAAAGUGGAAUGCAAGUUGGAUGAAAAGUUGUCAACAUAUAAUAAAUCGAAUAGAAAAACAAUUAAAUUAGAAUUAUAUAUAUCAUCACUAAUAACUAUAAAUGUUAGAACAUUACAGUCAUGUGGGUCUGGUACAACCCGAUGUAUACCGUUAUGGUCUUUUUGUUGUAGACAAAGCAUCAAAAUCCGGAUUGUUGAUACUUCAGAUGUUCGAUCAUUAAAGCAGCGAAUUUACAGUGCCACAGACGACGACAUUUCGAUACCUGUCGAUAAUAUUGUUUUACUUUAUAAAGGAGCCCCAUUAAAUAACUUUUUGACCCUAAAAGAGUCGGAACUUGUAGACAACUGCUCCGUCGACUAUUUUGUUCCAAUUUGUUAUAUUUAUAAGGAAAAAAAAAAAGAAACACCAGAAGAAGAUAAUGAUGACGAAACUGAGCUUGGAAUUUACAAAGAUAAAAAAUCUAUGAAGAAAAUCGAAAGUACCAAAAUAGAAGAAAAGAACACAAAGGUUGAAGAAAUAAAAAAGGCACCGACAUCAACUGAAAUAAGAAAAGCAUCAACAUCAACUGAAAUAAAAAAAGCACCGACAUCAACUGAAAUAAAAAAGGCAUCAACAUCAAUUGAAAUAAAAAAAAACCCGACAGCAACUGAAAUAAAAAAGGCAUCAACAUCAACUGAAAUAAAAAAAACGCCAACAACUGAAGUAAAAAAAGCUUCACCAGCUGAAGAAAUAAAGAAAGAAAGACUUCCAAGCAAUAAUACGAAUACGGACAGGUCACGUAAUAAAAAUAGAAGAGGAAGAAAGCAACCUUAA
Messenger RNA from Plasmodium yoelii, 996 nucleotides. RefSeq names its product conserved protein, unknown function. The transcript is spliced from 2 exons. Lineage: Eukaryota; Apicomplexa; Aconoidasida; Haemosporida; Plasmodiidae. The coding region runs from base 1 to 996 and encodes 331 amino acids. The record is from RefSeq and is a predicted model, not a curated record. Gene Ontology annotation, molecular function: protein binding.